Messenger RNA from Oncorhynchus tshawytscha (Chinook salmon), 2692 nucleotides. RefSeq names its product serine protease 27. Gene Ontology annotation, molecular function: serine-type endopeptidase activity. Lineage: Eukaryota; Metazoa; Chordata; Actinopteri; Salmoniformes; Salmonidae. The transcript is spliced from 10 exons. The record is from RefSeq and is a predicted model, not a curated record. Gene Ontology annotation, biological process: proteolysis. The coding region runs from base 150 to 1913 and encodes 587 amino acids.
GGAGUGAAGGCAGGGAUGAGUACAAAAGUAUAAACACUAAACAGAACAGGCUUUUGUGGUGGGCAUGGAAACAAUGGAAGUCUACAAAGCACUCUGUUUGAUGAAUCUACUAGUUGCAUUCCUUUCAAAAGGGUCUCACUCUCAGUUGGAUGUAUGCGGAACCCCUCUCAACACUAGGAUUGUGGGGGGUCAGGAUGCUCUUGCAGGGAGUUGGCCAUGGCUUCUCCAGCCCCAGUACAUCAAAUUUGGUGGUCUACGUUGGUCGUCAGAACCAGAAGGGCUCUAACCCCAAUGAGGUGGACCGCGGGGUCACUCAGAUCAUGUCCCACCCCAACUACACCAGAAGUACUAAUGACAACGACAUGUGUCUUCUCAAGCUCUCCUCCCCUGUGACUUUUACCAACUACAUCCGGCCAGUCUGCCUAGCUGCACCAGGCAGCUCUUUUCAUGCCGGCACUACUAGCUGGGUCACUGGCUGGGGCACCAUCCGCAGUGGAGUGUCCCUGCCCUCACCAAAGACCCUACAGGAGGUGGAGGUGCCAGUAGUGGGAAACAGGCUGUGUAACUUUAACUAUGGAGUAGGUUCAAUCACAGACAACAUGAUCUGUGCUGGUCUAGCAGCAGGAGGAAAGGAUUCCUGUCAGGGGGACUCCGGAGGUCCGAUGGUAACCAAUCAGGGUACUCGCUGGAUCCAGUCUGGUGUUGUGAGUUUCGGCAAAGGUUGUGCCCUGGCAAAAUUCCCAGGAGUGUACACCAGAGUGUCCCAGUACCAGACCUGGAUCAACAGCCAGAUCAGCAGUGACCAGCCUGGCUUUGUCACCUUCUCCUCCAGUGGGACUGACUCUGACCUCAGUGUCUUCUGUACUGGUCUUUCAGCCCCUACAACCACCACUACCACUACAACCACCACUACAACCACCACUACAACCGCCCCUACAACCACCCCUACAACUGCCCCUACAACAACCACUACAACCGCACCUACAACCGCCACUACAACAAACACUACAACUGCCCCUACAACAACCACUACCACCACUACCACCACAACUGCCCCUACAACCGCAUCUGUGGUGUGUGGCAGCGCUAGCUCCUCUUUGAACUCCCAUGUUGGUGGCGGAAGCUCGUUGGCGACAGCAGGUUUGUGGCCCUGGAUAGCCAGCAUACAGACUAACGGAGCGCACGUCUGCGGGGGCACUUUAGUGGCGGUAGACUCUGUCAUGAGUGAUGCCAGCUGCUUUUCUAGCCAGGCCAACGCUUCUGAGUGGACCGUGAUUCUGGGUCGUCUGAAGCAGAGCGGCUCCAAUCCCCACGAGGUAACCCAGAACGUCAUCAACAUCACCAUGAGCAAUGUGACAGGCAACAACGUGGCCAUCCUCCGACUGGCCAGCCAACCCACAUUGUCUGACUACAUCCAGCCUAUCUGUGUGGACAAGGGAACCAGAACCUUCAGCACAGGGACUCCGUGUUGGGUAGCUGGCUGGGCAACAGGUCAGGGUGGCGCUGAGGAAGUUCUGCAGGAGUUCCAGACCUCUGUGGUGGAAUGUGUGAAUGUUUCGUCUACGGACAACAUUUGCACCGGAGCUGUGACACUACUGCAGGGUAAUGCCGGUGGUCCUUUGAUGUGUAAGCAUGGCAACUCAUGGUUCCAGACUGCUGUGUUGACUGUCGACAGCAGCAGCAACACCACUAGCAAUAACAACACCAACAAAGCACGUUGGAGCAGGGAUCCCCGCACCUCCCCUAUCCAAGUCUUCACCAAAACCUCCCACUUCCAAAACUUCCUGACUGCCAAUUUGGGAACCUUCCUAUCCCCUGCCACCUCAGCUGGUGGCAGCAGUGGAGCUUCCCUGGCCCACUCCUCUCUCCUCCUCUUCUCCCUCUCCUCUGUCCUACUGUUGGGUUGGUACUAGGAAACUCCAUGGCUACCAUUGACAAGUCCUCUCUAACUUCCAACCAAAAGUAUAUAUUUUUUGAGGAAUUAAUCCAUUUUUGUCAGUGACUGGUAGUGUGUCAAAGCCAGGAUUCUAGUUUUGAACUCAGGGAGCCUCAAUUUCCAGUCAUUUGAAUGAUGAAUGUUUCCAACUUCCUUUGUCUUUUUACUAUUUUUGCUGUCAAUGUUUUUGUAUCAGUAGCAUUUUCUGGAUACUAUUUUGUUAUGACACUUACAGCAUUGCUGUUUGAGACGCAAUAUGCCAGAUUUUCUGUUAACUGUCUGGGUAUGUGUAACAUUGUAACAUGACAAUAUCCAGAUACCAUGUAAAACAAUGGAACAUAAUAAUGUUGCCAGAGUUGACCCUUUCUAGCCUGAGCGAAAUGUUCCAUUUCUUGCAGGAUCAAGACCUCUGCAUAUAUUAAUGGGUAUACUUUGCUGGUGUAAAACCAUGAUUAGGCAUUUUGAAAGCUGAGAAACAGCCCCUUGACUGAUUGCUAUUGUAUGUCACAUUUCAAGAAAUAACCUGUGAAAAUAUGCUUCUUAUACAAAAAUCUAUGCUUUCUCCCAAACAACUGCCAUUCCCACAACUUUUUAAUGAAGAUGAGGAAAGAGAGCAUUGUCUUUGAUAAGUGUUGAACAUUUGAAAUCAGAAUAGAAAUACCUUUUACUGAUGUUAUUUUUCAAAAAUUCUAUGGAAUAUUUCUUGAUCAGACACUAUCUGGUUAGUAAAUAAAUACAAAUCUGCAUCAAAACAAA